AAUCCAAUGUAUUAUCAACAAUACAAUGGACCAUUGAAUUAUGAGCUUGAUAGCAGUAAUGGAUUAAUACCAUUGGAGCAUAAUGACUAUCCACUGAUAUCAGUUGUAGUAGAUUUAUUUACUUCAUCAAGCAGCUAUGAAGUAUACUUAAAGACCACAGUCAAAGAAUUUAUGAGAUCUACUAAAUUUAGCAUAAUAUCAAGUAUAUGUAACCUCAUUUUAUUAGAUAUUAUACAAUUAUUGACUGUGUCAAUAGCUCCGACAAUGGAAGGUACACCAGUUCAAAAUACAAGCAAUUUACUAAUAAUACUAGUAGCAGUUAUUAGUACAGCAGUAUUUAUAUUACUGGUAGUUACUAUACUAGUAAUAUUAAUAGUGAGUGUAUUAGUGUGUAGGAGAAAGCAGUUUAAUGGAAAUGGUAAUAGCACUUAUAUUAACAGAUCUAAUGAUACUGAAAGAAUAGCUGAUGAACACCAACAGCAAGCAACAGAUGGACAGAACAACCUACCAAAUAUAUCUGCAAAUCCUGCAUAUGGUAUUAUUGGAGGAAAUGAAAGUAAAGGUAUUGAUAAAGAAUUCUUUGCACAUGUAUAUGAUGAACCAAGAACAAUGAUUAAUGAACAAGAGGUUACAAUAACACAGAAUGAAGCAUAUGGACAGUUGGAAAGACAAUGAAUAUAUAGCGCAUCAUCAACAAUUAAUGAGUGGAGUUUAAAACAACCAUUAAGUUGAUAUUAAUUAUUGUCGUACGGACAAAUUACAAUUAUAAAGUCAGUGGAAAACAGUAGGCACUAGUAUUUACAAGUUGAGCUGCCAAUUGUCUUCAGCUUUAUUUUAUCACAACAGUUAGCUCUAGUACACAGAAAUUGCCAAAAAUUUUAUUUCACCUCUAGGUCUACCACACUUUAGUUGGUUAUUUUUUUGAAGGGGCAAAAUUUUUGUGAACUGAAUUGCUGGGCAAAUGGGUCUUACACAUAAAAUUGUCAUAAAUUUGCUAGUAUUUUUUACAUUAUCAUACAAAGAUACCUGCAUGCACUCCAGCAUGCAGCAUGGUAGCUAGAAUUUAGGCCCUGUGCAGUUUAAGUUAAAAUCUAUUCCAAUGGCACUGUCUAAUAAUAACAGAAAAUAAAAAAGUUGCUGAACAUUCAUUAUGUGUUGAGGCUUGACCAUCACCUCAUGUUUGAGUGAAAUGUAUUAUGUAGACCUUUAUAAAGUAGUCUAAA
Molecule: messenger RNA, 1223 nt
Organism: Amphimedon queenslandica
Lineage: Eukaryota; Metazoa; Porifera; Demospongiae; Haplosclerida; Niphatidae
Exons: 5
Coding region: 7-675 (222 amino acids)
Source: RefSeq, a predicted model, not a curated record